This is a messenger RNA of Sordaria macrospora k-hell, 399 nucleotides long. RefSeq lists its product as uncharacterized. The record is from RefSeq and is a predicted model, not a curated record. Lineage: Eukaryota; Fungi; Ascomycota; Sordariomycetes; Sordariales; Sordariaceae.
AUGCAAAGUCACUCAGAACAUCGGUUUCUCCUCCCGAAGAAAAGUCUGCUUGUUAAAAACGUACAAGUUCCGAAGAUGAACUCAGACGAGUUGAUGCCCGAUUCGGCUCCGGAUGCCAUCCCCGCCAACAACGGCAACGGCAACGGCAACGGCAACAGUAACAGCAGCGCUGCAGUUACAUGGAACACCAAGAAGUUCAGGGACGACUAUGAUAUGAUCAAGAUUAGAUUGACGGAUCAGAGAUUCAGUUCAACUAAUUUCAGAGACCCUCUUAUGCCGUGUCCUCCCCAUCACAGACAGUACCCAGGACAUAGCACACCUGCAACGGAGAAGCGUCUGAAGGAGUUGAUAGCCAGGAUCAAAGGCUCUCCCAUGAAUGAUGGUGAUGGUGAUGUCUAG